This is a messenger RNA of Fonticula alba, 3430 nucleotides long. RefSeq lists its product as hypothetical. The record is from RefSeq and is a predicted model, not a curated record. The coding region runs from base 1 to 3192 and encodes 1063 amino acids. Lineage: Eukaryota; Rotosphaerida; Fonticulaceae. The transcript is spliced from 11 exons.
AUGUCCUCGUCGGUCCUGCUGGCCCGGCCGCGAGUGGACACCAGUCCACCGGCCCCCCCGGCACCGGGGGAGCCCACCGCCCGCAGCCCCUUCCCCUCGCGCAGCCCCCUCACAGACCUGGAGCCCAUGACGCCAGCCAUCGAGAGCCCGGCGGCAGGGCAGUUCCUUCCCCGGCACUCGGGCAAUGCAAGCCACUCCCCCGACUCGUGGGGGCCCUUCCUGCGGGAGUGUCACCAGCUGAUCGAGGAUGUGGUUCUCUGCGUGUCGCACCACUCGCCGCGGUUUUGGCUGCGCACCAUCUUCCGAAGCAGCGACACUGAUGGCGGUCCCGGAGCGCGGGACCCGGGCUCAGCCUCCGCCGGGAGCGCCCUGCCGCCGGAGCAUGGGGCCUUCUCACGGAGCAUGCUGCUUGCGCCGAUGGCCGCCGGCAAGCGCGCCGACCCGACAGCGCGUGGCACGUCCCCGGGGCCGGCGGCCGGGCCAGGCGCCGGCGGCCCCCGGCCCGGGACCUCCUGCAUGCAGCUCACCCGCACGACGGACACCGAUCCGGACACCGAUGCCGAGCAGGAGUUCUACCUCCGAGAGAUGCUCACCCGGACCAUGUCCAUGGAGGAGAUCUCCCAGCUGCUGGGCCGGCAGCCGGUCAGGCUGGGCGGCCUCUCGACUGCCGCCGGCCCUGCCGGGCCCGCCGGCCCUGCGGCUGCCAAUGCGCCAUCCUCCCCGGCCCCGGGGCCGGGGCCUGACCCGGACGAUGUGGACCCCUCGUGGGCCUUCUUCAAUGCGCAGCGUCUGCUGCCGGCCUAUGUGCCCAGUCCCCUGCCACGGCCAAGCCAGUCGGCCGUGUGGCUGGCCCCGCACUCGGAUCGCCGGCAUCUGCAAUCGCGCACCGUGUGCUCGUUGUUGACGCCGGUGGUCGGGGCCAUCGCCGGGCCGGAGCCGGCCGGCGCCGCGGCUAUGGCGGUGUCCGAGUCGCCGGCACCGAUGGUCGACUCGGCCAGCCUCAAGUCCUCGGGCCGGCUCUUUCGGCCGGCGGCCCUCCUUUCCGGCCUCUCGGCGCGCGAUCUCUUCGAGACCGAUGCCCACGAGCAGGACCGUGCCGGUGGCCUGUCCGUGUCCAUCGACACCCGCCACACGGAGACCCGAGUCCGAACGCAGGCAGCCAACCUGGCCUUCUCCUUUGCCCUGCGCGGCCUGGCCGAGUACGAUCGUCUGGCCCGAACCGACUACCGGCCGGCAGGCUCACCGGCCGGGCGUGCGGCGGAGUCCUUGGCCCUCCGGGAACUUAACCUCUAUGCCAACAGCGUCUUUUGGACUGGUGACGCACAUAGCACGGUCAUCGAGUCCCUCUCUCACGCACAGGGGCUGACGGCCUUCCGACUGACCGACAUCGCCGCUCGGACAGCCCCUCAGCGCAUGAGCUCCCUCUUCUCCCUGCUCAGCUCUGGCGCAGGGCACUCCCUCACCGAGCUUUCCCUUUGCCGAAUUGGCUUCUCCAGCAGCGACAUUCGCCGGCUCUGCCAGAUCACCUCAUCACUGUUCAGCCUACGGUCGCUCUCACUCUCACGUGCGCAUGUGGCUUCCUUGCUCCUGCUCGGGCCCAUCGGCCCUGAUGGGGCCCGGCUCAUUUCCCUCUCCCUGUGCCCGGUGGAAUUCUUCUUCCCCCCGACGCAGGAUAGUUACAUUUGUGUGCCCCCCUGGCGCUAUGGCGACGCACUGCACCCGGAGCAGCUGAGCCUCGAGGACCUGAAAUCCGUCGGCAGCCUGUGCCAGCUGAGCCAGCUGGACCUGAGUUACAACUGCAUCCGCGUCGAUGGGAUUCGGGCCUUGGCAGAGGCGCUCUCUCGGAACUACUCCCUCGAAACGUGCCUGCUGCGUGGCAAUGACGGGCUGCACGGGGCACUGGGCUCCUUCGUUCGGACGAUUCAAUUCAACUCGAGCCUCCGGCAGCUUGACAUCACCGGGCUGAUCAAUCCCGACAUCAACAUUGACCAGGGCAUCGAGCGGGACAUUGUCGCCGCCCUGGAGCACAAUUUGUCCUUGGUGGACUUCCGGUACAGGCCUGCGGUGUCCUCGCGCCGGGUGAUCCGUGAUCCACCCAUUGCCUCGAGUCAGUUCUUCCCGCUGUCGGACUUCCGGGGAUUUGUCUUGUUCGCGCUGCAGGCCAUCCUGCGGCUGCUUUACUGUCCGUUUCUCCUGUGGCACCAGAUCUCAUCGCACCCGAGUGCGACGGCCGAUGGCGGGACCUCGCGGGAUGUUCUUCCCGAGGGGCAUGGGAGCCGGUCCGGCAGCUGGCCCCUGACUCGGCCCUUGGGUGUGGUAGGGCGGUUUGUUGUGUCACUGGUCAGUCGGCCACAUGGGACCGCCGGCGGCCACUUCCCGGCACCCUCGGCAGUCCCCCUCCCGGUCCCGCCGUCACCACAGUCACAGGCGCAGCCGCUGUUGCAGGCGCAGUCGCACUCGCAAUCGCAGGCGCAGGCGCAGGCGCAGGCGCAGGCGCAGGCGCAGCCACAGCCCAUGGCACCGGCCGCCGACACCACGGCCGCUCCCAUCCCCGCCCUCUUCACAUGUCUCUUGCCCGUGAGGCAGGCACUGGCGCACAUUCGCCAGGCCAUUCACAAGAAGUCGCAGGACGUCGCGACCGAGCAGCGGCAGCAUCAGCAACAGCAGCAUGAGCAACAAAUCCAGCAGCAGCAGCAGCAGCAGCAGCAGCAUCAUGAGCAACAACAGCAGCAGCAGCAGCAGCAGCAGCAGCAGCAGCAGCAGCAUGACCCAUCCUUCCCAUCAGCCACCGGGUCGGGGCUGCUGCUGGCGGUUGCCUCGCUCCGGGCUCGGAGUCCGGGCGGAGGCAUGAGGCUCAGCGACAGCACGAUACCCGGAGCCUCCUCAUCGCGCUUCGACCGUGACGCGCAGGUCCUCAUGUCGCGAGAACUCCCGGACUUGAUUAGGGAGCCGCGCGCCCUUCUGAGAGUGCAGCGCCCGGCCGGGCCCAUCUCUCUGACCGAACUUCGGACUUCUCCCCGGGCGCAGAUCAGCCAGUGGGCAGUGAUCGACACGCGCAUGCUGACCCUGGUGCUAACUUUCCUGACCAUGGCGCCGGUGGUGGUGCUCUUGGUGCUGGCGCUCGCCGCGUCGGCUCUCCAGGGCCUUGUCCGGAUAUCCGACAUGUACUUGAGCCUCUUUGCCGCUGAUUGAGGAAAGGAGCGCCUGUGUUCGGACAGGAAGCCGCAUCUUCCUUCUUCCUCCAUCCCCAAACUUGCUGAGGGGGGGGGGGGGAGGCAAAUGCACCUGAGUAGCACGGAGGAGGGGGGCUCCAUGAAGGAGCGCAGGCCUGGCAUCAGCCUGGGCAAUUGCCCCGUCGUUCCUGCCACCUUCCUGCCUACCCAAUAGCUUGUGACAUGCACCCUGUGGGUGGAAUACACCAGUACCGGUG